AUGCCUAUUAAAGUUCCAUUACAACAAGUUAACUUUGAGCUAGGGGAAUCAUUUCAUUUGGCCUACACAAGAUUUCUUAACUUAGAAAAAAGACUACAUAUGGAUCCAACUCUUUUCUAUCAGUAUAAAAAUUUUAUUGAUCAAUAUGUAGAACUAAAUCAUGGUGAAUACUGCGAUAUAAAUAGCUAUGAUAUGUCUAAAGACCCAGUUUAUUUUCUACCACACCAUGCAGUAAUUAAACAAAAUGCUGUCACCACCAAACUUAGAGCUGUCUUUGAUGGAUCGAUGCAAACUAAUAAAAAAAUAUCUUUGAAUGAUAUUUUACUCAACGGUCCAGUGGUGCAAAAGGAUCUUUUUGAUAUACUUAUUGCAUUCAGACUAGAAAGUUAUUUCUUUAUCUGCGAUAUAAAAAAGAUGUUUAGGUGUAUUGAUUUGGAUCCAUCUUAUAGGCCACUACAAAACAUUUUAUGGAGCGAAUCUCCCGAACAAGAUAUUAGAUGUAUACAACUUAAGACUGUCAUUUAUGGGCUAAAAUCAUCAUCAUACCUAGCCACUCGUUGUUUGAUAGAGCUCGCUGCCAGGUAUAAAGAUCAGUUUCCACUAGCAUCUUCAAUUUUAGAAAACAAUACAUAUGUAGAUGACAUAUUGGCAAACAGCUGUUCAGAAGAACAACUGCUCCGUAUGCAAACUGAAUUAAUUCAAUUACUUUCCCUAGGAGGGUUCGAACUCCACAAGUGGGCAUCCAACUGCAAUUCAGUCCUUAAAAAUGUUAAUAAAAAUUGUCAAAACUUAAAUGAACUAGACCUGCAAAAGCAUGAAAUUUAUGUAAAAACAUUAGGUAUCACAUUUGAUAUUGAAAAAGAUGUUUUCAAAAGUACAUGCCCCGAUUCAUAUAUUAGUCGAAAUGACUCGAAACGUGAUAUACUUAGUUACAUAAGUAAGUUCUAUGACCCAUUAGGACUUAUUGGGCCAAUAUUUGUACAUGCAAAAGUAAUUAUGCAAAAGUUGUGGGCUACUAAUACUGGUUGGGACUCUACUCCCCCAGAUGACAUACGACAUACUUGGGUCAAUUUUACUAAGAGCUUGACACAGAUGGAGCCACUUAGCAUUACUCGUUGUGUUAAAUUAUCCAAUUCCAUCACCACACAGCUGAUAGGUUUCGCUGAUGCCUCCUCCGUGGCUUACGGGUGCUGCUUAUACUUAAGAUCUAUUGACGCUCAAGAUAAUGUACUCGUACAGCUACUAUGUUCAAAGUCAAGGAUUAAUCCACUCCGAAAAAAGCUAACAAUACCUAGGCUAGAGUUGAACGCAGCGCUAUUACUUGCUAAGCUAUGUAAAAAAGUACUCAAUACUCUUAGUAACAAAAUAAAUAUUAAUAAAACUUACCUCUUCUCUGACUCUCAGAUAGCUUUGGCGUGGCUGAGAACCGAUGACGCAAAGUUACAAACCUAUGUUGCAAAUAGAGUCAGAGCAAUAAGGGAGCUCUCAGAGAACUGCCAUUGGCAAUAUGUAAAUACUGAGGACAAUCCUUCUGAUUGCCUUAGCAGAGGUCUUCAGCCCCAUGAGCUUAAGGAACACAAUUUGUGGUGGCAUGGCCCACCCUUCUUACAAAACAAAAGUCAUACCUUUCAAUCAUCAGCUGUGUUAGCAGUGCCAACACAAUUGUCUGACUUAAAGACCGAUAAUACCAUUUUGUGUGCCGCCGCUACCACAACUGAUUCCAGUAUAUUUGAAAGAUUAAAAAAGUUUUCUAGUAUAAACAAAAUGACUCGUGUGCUUGCAUAUGUAAUAAGAUUUUGCAAAAAUAUCAAACCGCAAGCCAAUAAGCAACAAGGCUUCUUAAAGGCCUUUGAACUUAAUAGAUCACUGAUGAUGAUAGUUAAACAUGAACAAGAGCAAUAUUUUUCAACUGAAAUUAAAUCUCUUAAGUCUCAAAAAGAGCUAACAGGUAAUUUAAAGGCAUUGACUCCUUUUCUAGAUGCGAAUGGUUUGAUGCGAAUUGAAGGCUGUCGCUACAACUCAACUAAUGGGUUCCUUGCCUACGCAUCGAGUCCAUGCAUGCCGCCCGUUUCAGAAGAGCUCGCUCCCGAUCUAACAACUGAUACAUUCCUCGCUUGUUUCAAACGCUUUAUCGCGAGACGAAACCUGCCCAGUGAUGUACACUGCGAUAAUGGGUCUACCUUUAAGGGGGCAAGGAACCAAUUGGAUGAAUUGUACCGAUUGCAAAAUUCUCAGAGUCAUCAAUAUCAAGUGCAAUCUUUCGCAUCGGUGCGAGCGUUCCUGCACACGAUGCCGUCACCGCGCCGUCGCCGCGCCGACGCCGCGCAAUUACACUGUAGAUACGAGUCGCGCGAAGCCCGCCACCGCGUCGCCGCCGCGCCGCCACCGCGCGCGUUCCCCUCCCUCCUUGUUUGUUUGAUUCAUUCCAUUACCGGCCGCGUCGUGCACGUGCGUGAACUUGUUAAUUAA
This is a messenger RNA of Melitaea cinxia (Glanville fritillary), 2469 nucleotides long. RefSeq lists its product as uncharacterized. NCBI's taxonomy places the organism in Eukaryota, Metazoa, Arthropoda, Insecta, Lepidoptera, Nymphalidae. The coding region runs from base 1 to 2469 and encodes 822 amino acids. Gene Ontology annotation, molecular function: nucleic acid binding. The transcript is spliced from 4 exons. The record is from RefSeq and is a predicted model, not a curated record.